AUGGGGAGAUUGCCGGUUUUUACUGCGAGAAGGGGCAAACUUUUGGCGUUUUUGUGUUUCGUUCGUGGCUGGUAUAGAAAUUCUCUGUCUUUGAAGGUGGGAUCAACCAGAAGAGCUGUUUCUAUUUCCUAUGGGCGCAGAUGUGAAGCCAAUGUUACUAUCCUUGAAAAGCUGAUUCAGUUGCGGCACAAGCUUGCUAGAUUGCUUGGCUUUGCAAAUUAUGCUGACUAUGCCACUGAUGUUAGAAUGGCAAAGUCUUCCUCUAAGGUGUUUGAGUUCUUGGAGAGUCUCUCUGCUAGCUUAAAUGAUUUAGCCUACAGGGAACUUUCGAUGGUUAAAGCAUUAAAGAAGAAAGAGGAAGGCGAAUGUCCUUUCGGCAUGGAGGAUCUUCCAUACUACGUCAAAAGAGUCAAAGAUCAACAAUUCCAUAUGAAUUUUGGAGUAAUUAAACAGUACUUCCCUAUCAAUUUGGUUUUGUCCGGCAUCUUCAAAAUCUGCCAAGACUUAUUUGGCUUAGAUUUCAAGGAAGUUGAAGGUGCUGAGGUUUGGCAUCCAGAUGUGCAGCUAUUUUCAACUUCAGAUCUAAGUUCUAAAGGACUUGUUGGUUAUUUUUACCUAGAUCUAUACUCCAGAGUCGGUAAAUAUGCGCACACCUGUGUCGUAGCUCUUCAGAAUGGUUUACUAAAUAAUGGUUCAAGACAGAUUCCUGUGGCACUACUUGUUUCUCAAUUUGAAAAGAAAGUUGAUGGUCACCCUGGGUUGUUGCAAUUCCCUGAAGUGGUGAAUCUUUUCCAUGAAUUUGGUCAUGUGAUACAUCACAUUUGCAACUGUGCAUCAUUUGCCAAAUUCUCGGGGCUGCGCCUGGAUCCUGAUUUUGUGGAGAUUCCUGCCCUUUUGAUGGAGAAUUGGUGCUAUGAAAGCCUCUCUUUGAGGCUGAUCUCUGGUUUUCAUCAGGAUAUCACAAAGCCCAUCAAAGAUGAACUUUGUAAAUCGCUUAAGAAAUGGCGAUGCUCCUUCUCAGCACUGAAAUUAAAACAGGAGAUCUUUUAUUGUCUAUUCGAUCAAAUUAUUCAUUCUACUGAGAAUGUUGACAUUAGUGGGCUGUUCAAGCAUCUUUAUCCGAAGGUUAUGGUAGGCUUACCGCUUUUAGAAGGAAUUAACCCAGCUUCAUGUUUUCCACGAACUGCUAUUGGCUAUGAGGCCACUUGCUACAGUCACAUCUGGAGUGAGGUCUUUGCUGCUGAUAUAUUUGCGUUGAAGUUUCAUGAUGAUAUUUUCAACCUGCAAGCAGGCUUGCAAUUUAGGAAUAAGGUAUUGGCCCCAGGAGGAGGAAAAGACCCCAUUGAAAUGUUAUCUGAAUUUCUUGGGAGGGACCCAUCAAUACAAGCUUUUCUUGACAGCAUAUCUGGUACAAACUAGAGUUCGUUUCACCAUUGGUAAAGCAGGGUGAAUUUUUUCUGCUCCAUCCUGUAAAAGAUAUAGUUGCCGGCAAAAAAUAUACUAUUUUCCAUCAUGAUAAUACUUUAGGAGGAGAAACAAAAAAGAUCAGAAAUGGAAAUAGCAUGUAAAAUCAAAGGCAGUUCAACUACAACCAUUGAAAAAGUGUGGUUGAGCUGUUGCUAAUAUAAUCUUUAUUCUCUCUUCGUAGGUUUUUUA
Messenger RNA from Nicotiana tabacum (common tobacco), 1656 nucleotides. NCBI's taxonomy places the organism in Eukaryota, Viridiplantae, Streptophyta, Magnoliopsida, Solanales, Solanaceae. The record is from RefSeq and is a predicted model, not a curated record.